AUGUCAGGAAACCUGUCUCUGUGGGUUUCCACUCCAGCAGAUCCUUUACAAAAUGGCCUGCUGAACUCAUCUGUUCCACCCUGGGAGGCUCCAUCCUUCACUGUGGCUGCCCGCUGCCGUGUAGUAGCCACCCUGGUGCUGUUUGUCUUCGCCGCCUGCAGUAACCUGUCAGUCCUGAUCAGUGUGUGCUGGGGGCGGGGUUAUCGCCUGGCAGCACACCUGCGCCCGCUCAUUGCCAGUUUGGCAUCAGCUGAUCUGGUGAUGACUUUUGUGGUCAUGCCACUGGAUGCCAUUUGGAAUAUCACAGUGCAGUGGUAUGCUGGGGAUAUAAUGUGUAAGCUGCUGUGUUUUCUCAAGCUAUUUGCCAUGCACUCAGCAGCAUUCAUACUUGUGGUGGUAAGUCUGGACCGCUAUCGGGCCAUCCUUCAUCCUCUGGAUUCGCUCGAUGCUGGGCUCAGGAACAGACGCAUGCUUCUGGUGGCCUGGACUCUGAGCCUGCUGCUGGCAUCACCACAGCUGUUCAUCUUUCGGGCCAUUAAAGCUGAAGGAGUGGACUUCACUCAGUGUGUCACCCACGGAAGUUUCCGGUAUCUCUGGCAAGAGACGGCAUACAAUAUGUUUCACUUUGUGACACUGUAUGUCUUCCCCCUACUUGUCAUGACCUUCUGCUACACCUGCAUCCUCACCAAGAUCAAUCGGCAAAUGCACAAGAGCAAAGAUGGUGAACACUGCCUCAGACGCAACGGAACAGACAAGAUACCCAAAGCCCGGAUUAAGACCCUUAAAAUGACCAUUGUGAUUGUUAGCUCCUUUGUUAUCUGCUGGACACCUUACUACCUCCUGGGGAUCUGGUACUGGUUCCAACCAGCCAUGAUCCAGCACACACCUGAGUAUGUGCACCACAUACUGUUUGUCUUUGGUAACCUGAACACAUGCUGUGACCCAGUCAUCUACGGCUUCUACACAGCGUCUUUUCGGGCUGACCUCGCUGACGUUGUUGCGUGCUGCCACAGUAAUGCCUCACCUCACCCUGUGGAUCGUAUUUCUGGUAGAAGUGCUCGAGCUCCAGUGGAAAUGGAGUCUGAUCUAAGCUCAAACCAGCAGAGUGGGAACCCUGGUUAAACCGUGGUGACCUGAUUCUGAGGAAUUAACCAAUGGCCUUAGUGAAGGUAUCAGCUGUUUGAUGCUCAACCAUGACUAUAUUACUGGAAGGUGAAAAACUUGGCUUUUCUCUGUAGGACUGUGUGAGCCGUAGAACUGUGUUAUCUUUGCUUCUCUUCAUGGAUGUCAGAUAAUCGCCAACCCUUUGUAGGCUGGCUCAGGUUUGACUCGGACCAACACUUAGUUAUGCUCCUAUAGGUUUAAAUUCCCAGGUUACUUCUAACACACUGAUCUCCUCUCUCUAUUUGUGUGCAUUCAUGUCUCAUUAAUGCAUGUUAACUAAGCUUCUUCCCCAGAGUCCGUGCUUUCUCAUCUCGCAGAUUUCCUUGGAUUGUGGUGGCACCUGGAUUGUGGCUGCAGCUGCUGCUGUGGUCCUGCUCUGUGCCCACUGUUGCUUGUGUAUCAAUAUUGUAAUGAUGUGCAUCUUUUUUUUUUCUCUGUCCAUAUUUUUCACUCUCUCUCUCAAUUCAGUUUAAUUCAAAGGGGCUGUAUUGGCAUGACAGUUUUCUAAAGCAUCAAAAUAUAGUUUGUCCAUAUUUGGACAGCACCCUACACAAUAAAACAGCAAUAUGAACAUUAACACACUAAAUCAAUCAUCAAUUUUAUUUGCCACAUCAAAUUAUACAAUGUACAAUUCCAGUAAAAAGUUAUCCCAUCAGCUCCUUCAUGUGCAUGAAUCAUCAUAUAGGAUACAUACAAUGUUGCCGUCAGAUCGGCACACAGAAAAGGGUCACUUGGUUUAAUGGCACCAGCACUCUAGGAUCCAGCCAAGUCUUGGCCGAUGGACACCUCAGCUCCAGACAUCCCAGUGAAAAUGG
Molecule: messenger RNA, 1979 nt
Organism: Etheostoma cragini (Arkansas darter)
Lineage: Eukaryota; Metazoa; Chordata; Actinopteri; Perciformes; Percidae
Gene: gnrhr1
Product: gonadotropin releasing hormone receptor 1
Exons: 3
Coding region: 1-1122 (373 amino acids)
Biological process (GO): G protein-coupled receptor signaling pathway
Cellular component (GO): membrane
Molecular function (GO): peptide binding; gonadotropin-releasing hormone receptor activity
Source: RefSeq, a predicted model, not a curated record